This is a messenger RNA of Austrofundulus limnaeus, 9242 nucleotides long. It is a transcript of the gene notch2, whose product is annotated as notch receptor 2. The record is from RefSeq and is a predicted model, not a curated record. Gene Ontology annotation, molecular function: protein binding; calcium ion binding; signaling receptor activity. Lineage: Eukaryota; Metazoa; Chordata; Actinopteri; Cyprinodontiformes; Rivulidae. Gene Ontology annotation, biological process: cell differentiation; regulation of DNA-templated transcription; Notch signaling pathway. Gene Ontology annotation, cellular component: cell surface; plasma membrane; signaling receptor complex.
GUUUUUUGCGCAGCGUGAAGAAGCGCGAGGCAGUUUUUUUCUUCCUCCGCAGCGCCGUGUUGAUUCAGAUUAAAUUAACUUUAUGGGUGUUUUUGUUGGCGUCGCAGUUUGUGGAGCGUAUGUAAACGGGUAGUAAAGUGUAAUAACUUGAUAGUUUAGUGUUAAGGUUUUUUUUUAACCUCCGACCAACGAGACUUUACUUUUUUUUCUCCCUUUUUUUUGAGAAGUAACCGAGCAGGGAGGGAGGCAGCUCAACUUUUUGGGCUGACUUACCCUAUGUGGAUUUUACUGAAACUAUGGAGCAGAUACCCGGCCUCUCCCCGAGCAAGUCUGUUGCCCUCGUCUUCUGCUUCGUUGGGCUCUCUGUCGCUCUGCAGUGUGUGGACAAUAAGGCACCUUGUGUGAACAAUGCUACAUGUCAUGCCUUUGCCAAUGGCACCGGAUACUGCAGUUGUGCUCCAGGCUUUUUGGGAGAGUACUGCCAACAUAAGGACCCUUGUCAGCCCUUUUACUGCCUAAAUGGAGGGAACUGCUCCGUGUCCAGUUCAGCUGGCGUACCUCUACCUGGUAGCGCCACCUGCACCUGCUCUCUCGGCUACACUGGACAACGUUGCCAAACCCGUCAGAACUCCACAUGUUACCCACACAACCCAUGCGCCAACAAAGGUGUCUGCACCCUGCUGUCCCUCGACAAGUAUAGGUGCGAGUGCACCAGAGGAUGGACAGGUCCACGCUGUGAGGCAGAGGACAGUUGUCUCUCCAGUCCCUGUGCCAACGGUGGAAGGUGCAGCUCUCAACCUGGUGGUAGCUACACCUGUUCCUGUCCUCCUGGCUACAAAGGUCCUCGCUGCCUUAAUGACACAAAUGAAUGUGCAGACACGCCCUCUCCAUGCCAGAAUAAAGGCGUGUGUGUUAACACCCUUGGUUCCUAUAAGUGCACCUGUACACCAGGGUUUACUGGUAAACAUUGUGAAAGCUUGUACACCCCUUGCUCACCUUCACCGUGUCUAAACGGAGGCACCUGCCACCAGAGCUCUGAAACCACCUACUCAUGCCACUGUCUUCCAGGCUUCAACGGAACGAACUGUGAGAACAACAUUGAUGACUGUCCUGGUCAUCAGUGUGCUAACGGAGGAACCUGCAUAGAUGGAGUUAAUACCUACAACUGUCAGUGUCCUCCAGAGUGGACAGGUCUGCUGUGCCACAGAGAUGACGCUUGUAUCAGUAACCCCUGUAGAGAGGGCUCACACUGUGACACCAACCCCGUCACUGGGAUGUUCAACUGUAACUGUCCACCUGGAUAUGUAGGCAGCACCUGCAACAUUGACAGAGAUGAAUGCAGCAUUGGACCCAACCCGUGUGAGCACGGUGGUCAGUGUGUGAACACUGACGGCUCCUUCACCUGUAACUGUGUCCGGGGUUACGCUGGGCCUCGAUGUGAGCAAGAUGUCAACGAAUGUGCUUCAUGUCCAUGCCAGAAUGAUGGCACCUGUCUGGAUCGUAUUGGGGAGUACACCUGUAUUUGCAUGCCUGGAUUUGAAGGAACUCACUGUGAGAUAGAAGUGAAUGAGUGUAUGAGCUCCCCCUGUCUGAAUCAGGGUAAAUGUGUGGACCAGGUCAGCCGUUUUGUCUGCGUGUGCCCAGCAGGUUUCAGUGGUGAAACUUGCCAGAUCGAUAUAGACGAGUGCUCCAGCACGCCCUGCUUGAAUGGAGCCAAAUGCAUUGACCGUCCCAAUGGAUAUGAAUGCGAAUGUGCUGAAGGUUUUACCGGCCUCCUCUGUGAAGAGAACUUUGAUGAGUGCAACUCAUCGCCAUGCCACCAUGGCGUGUGUAAGGAUGGCAUUGCCACCUUCUUCUGCGAAUGUUCUCCUGGAUACACGGGUAUCAUCUGUAAUAUCCAGAUACAGGUGUGCCACAGCAAUCCUUGUCAGAACAGAGGUCGCUGCAUUAACCGGGUUGGUGCCUACCAGUGCAUCUGUCCACCAGGAACCUCAGGUGUGAACUGUGAGAUGAAUGAGAAUGACUGUGCCAGCAACCCUUGUGAGCACGGAGAGUGCCAGGAUGGCAUUAAUGAGUACAAAUGUGUCUGCUCCCCUGGAUACACGGGAAACAAAUGUGAGGUGGAGAUCAAUGAGUGUAACUCAAACCCAUGUAUGAGUGGAGGAACGUGCCUUGACAAAGUGAACGGGUUCCACUGCUUGUGCCCGCCCAGCACCCACGGCCCUCUGUGCCUGUCUGGUAUCGAUCACUGUGCUUCCCAUCCCUGUGAGCAUGGAGAAUGUAUUGACCAGCAACAUGGGUACCGAUGUGAGUGUGAAGCUGGUUGGGUUGGACAACACUGUGAGCAAGAAAAAGAUGAGUGCCAACAGAACCCAUGCCUAAAUGGCGGCACCUGUGAGGACCGACACAAUGGUUACACUUGUGAAUGCAAACUAGGCUUCAGAGGUAUCAACUGUGAAAACAAUAUAGAUGAAUGUGCCUCUGGACCCUGUCUGAACUACGGCAUUUGUAAAGAUGGAAUCAACAGUUACACUUGCAUUUGUAGUCCACCUUACACGGGUAAACACUGUGAGGUGGAACAAGAUCCUUGUGCCUUCCAACCGUGUGAGAGGGGCGGAGUUUGUCUUCCAUCUACAGAUUACACGUCCUACACCUGCCGCUGUCCACCCGGUUGGCAAGGUGCACGCUGCAACGAGGAUGUAAAUGAAUGCAUCAAAACUCCCUGCAAAAACGGUGGCCGCUGCAUCAACACUCAAGGGAGCUACGUGUGUAAAUGUCAACGUGGCUACAGUGGACACAACUGUCAGACAGACAUAGAUGAUUGCUCACCAAACCCGUGCCUGAAUGGAGGCUUGUGUGUGGACCAAGUGGCGAGUUUCUCCUGCGACUGUCGGCCAGGUUUUGAAGGGGAGCGCUGUGAUACGGAGGUAGACGAGUGCGCCAGCCAGCCCUGCAGGAAUGGAGGCGUCUGCCACGACUACGUCAACAGCUUUGUGUGUUUGUGCCGACCAGGCUUUAAUGGAAUCCAGUGUGAACACAACAUCCUUGAAUGCACCGACAGUUCCUGUCUCAAUAAUGGGACCUGCAUUGAUGAUAUCAACUCCUUCUCCUGCAACUGUCGCAGUGGUUUUUAUGGGCAGUUCUGUGAGUACGAACACGAUGAGUGUGACUCUCAGCCCUGUAAGAACGGAGGCACCUGCACAGACGGCUUGGAUACUUAUCGCUGCACUUGUCCUGUGGGAUAUAGUGGGCGGAACUGUCAGAACAUGGUGGACUUGUGCAGCCAGGUGAAGUGUAAAAACGGCGGCAGCUGCUCUCAGACAGUCACAUCCUGGAUCUGCCACUGCGCGGCGGGAUGGACAGGACUUUACUGCGACGUCCCCAGCCUGUCCUGUCUGGACUUUGCAGCCAAACUUGGUUUAGCUGUGGAAAAUGUGUGCAAGAAUGCAGGGCGAUGCAUCACCAUUGGGACUUCCCAUCAGUGUCAGUGUCAGCCAGGAUACACAGGCAGCUACUGUGAAGAAAUGGUGGAUGAGUGCAUGUCAAACCCGUGCCGCAAUGGAGCAAUGUGCAACGAUUAUCAGGGCACAUAUGAAUGUGUCUGUAAACCAGGUUACCAAGGAGUGAACUGUGAAUAUGAUGUUGAUGAAUGCCACUCUAAGCCCUGCCUCAACGGAGGAACGUGCAUCAACCUCAUCAACCGCUUUACUUGUGUCUGCCCCCCUGGAACACACGGAGUUCAGUGCGAGGUGAACGAGGACGACUGUGCCCCCAGCCCCGGCUCCUCCGAGCCACGGUGUCGAAAUGGAGGACAGUGUAUCGACGGCGUGGGUCGUUACACGUGCUCCUGUCCUGCCGGGUUUGUUGGAGACCACUGUGAGGGCGAUCUCAACGAAUGUCUGUCUGGGCCUUGCAAUGCCAUGGGCAGCCUCGACUGCAUUGAGCUGGUCAAUGACUAUCGGUGCCUCUGUCGCCUUGGCUACACAGGUCGUCAUUGUGAAUCCAUGGUGGAUCUGUGUCAGUCGAAGCCGUGUCGUAACGGAGCCGUCUGCUCUAUGAAUGCCAGCUCAGUGCAUGGAUACACAUGUUCCUGUCCUCUGGGUUUUACUGGAUUCAGCUGUGGUGAAAUAGAGGAUUACAACUGUGCCAAACUACGCUGCCAGAACGGUGGGCAUUGUGUGAAGGGCCACACCGGCCACCUGUACUGCCAGUGUAAACAAGGCUUCAAGGGGCCACACUGCGAGUUGGAGCAGUGGUGCACCCAACCCUGUCUAAACGGAGGAACCUGCAUCAAAGACCUGUCCAACCCAUACCAGCACCGCUGCCAUUGUCCCAUUAACUUCUCCGGACGGUACUGUGAGAAUAAAACACCUAGUUCCGUUGCCCCUGCCUGCCCCUAUCUGCAGUGUGAGCAGCAAGCAGGAGACAAAGUGUGUGACCAGCAGUGCAACGUCCACGAUUGUCAGUGGGACGGAGGAGACUGCUCGCUGAGAUGGCCGAAGCCCUGGGCGAAUUGCACCGCCAGCAUCCCCUGCUGGGAUCUCUUUAAGAAUGGGCAGUGUGAUAAAGAGUGUGACAACCCUGGGUGUCUCUUCGACAGCUUCGAAUGUCAGGAUGCUCAAACGGACCUCUGCAAAUACGACAAGUACUGCAAAGACCAUUAUGGUAAUGGCAUCUGUGACCAGAGCUGCUACACAGAAGCUUGCGGCUGGGACGGCCUGGACUGUUCCUCUGACGUGCCGUCCAGUGUGGCAGAUGGCACACUCAUCAUCGUGGUUUUACUGCAGCCUAAGGAGCUUCUUGGAGACUUAAACGGUUUCCUGCGCUCCCUGGGAGCCCUGCUGCGCACCAACGUGCAGGUGAAACUGAAUGACAAGAAGGAACCGAAAGUCUAUCCUUACUAUGGGGUGGAUAAAGACCAGAGACCAGACGGACAGAGGAGCAGAGCCAAACGGGAAAUGGACAGAGAGGUUAUUGGCUCUGAGGUGCACCUGGAAAUUGAUAACCGUGAAUGUUUGAAGACCUCCCCAACUCACUGUUUAUCCAACUCGUCUGCAGCUGCAUCAUAUAUCGCAGCGUCACACAUCAAAGCUGAUCUCCCUUACCCACUUGUGUCUGUUAAAAGUGAAACGGUCAAGCCACCCCCGGUAAACUAUCUGUACCUGAUUGGAGUUGCUGCAGUUAUUAUUCUGCUCGUUGUGGUGGUGAGCAUGCUGGCAGCCAAGAAGAAGCACAAACAUGGUGUCUUGUGGCUGCCUGAUGGCUUCAUGGCCUCGAAAAAUGACAAGAGGAGAGAGCCUGUUGGACAAGACGACUUCGACCUGAAGAAUUUAAAGACUCAGGAUGGAGGUAUAGCCAAUGGAAGUCAGAGAUAUCUUGAAGAAGAAGUCCCCUCAAAAAAAUUAAGAACUGAAGACAAACCUCUGCUGUCCGUCCCACUGGAUGGAGGURUUGACCGAAGGGAAUGGACCUUACAACAUCGCAAAGCUGCUGACAUCACCCUGACUCCUCCACAGGCCGACCUGGAUGCUGACUGUCUGGAUGUUAAUGUCAAAGGACCCGAUGGCUUUACCCCUCUGAUGCUGGCAUCGCUGCGUAAUGGUGGAGGCCCAGACUGCAGCCUGCAGGAAGAGGAGGAGGAGAGCGGAGGAGACGAACCGGGACCAAGUAUGAUUUCAGAUCUGAUCGCUCAAGGUGCGAAUCUGAAGGCUCAGACUGAUCGGACUGGAGAAACGGCUCUCCACCUGGCUGCCCGCUACGCCAGAGCGGACGCUGCCAAGAGACUGCUGGAUGCUGGAGCAGAUCCCAACGCUCACGACAACAUGGGGAGGACGCCGCUGCAUGCUGCUGUGGCAGCUGAUGCUCAGGGAGUUUUUCAGAUUCUGAUUCGUAAUCGAGCGACAGAACUGGAUGCCAGGAUGAAUGAUGGUACAACCCCGCUGGUCCUGGCAGCCCGGCUGGCUGUGGAAGGCAUGGUUGAAGAGCUGAUCCACUGCCACGCAGACAUUAACGCCGUAGAUGAUCACGGUAAAUCUGCUCUGCACUGGGCGGCUGCAGUUAAUAAUGUGGAGGCCACGCUUGUUCUUCUGAAGAAUGGUGCCAAUCGGGACAUGCAAGACAACAAGGAGGAGACGCCGUUGUUUCUGGCAGCUCGAGAAGGUAGCUUCGAGGCUGCGCAGGUUCUUCUCGACCACUACUCCAACCGUGACAUCACCGACCACCUGGACCGCCUCCCUCGCGACACUGCUCAGGAGCGCAUGCAUCACGACAUCGUCCGCCUGCUGGACCAGUACAACCUGGUUCACAGUCCGCACAGCGGGCCCAACCACAUGGGCGGAGGAGGAAACUCCGUCAUGUGUGGAGCCAACGGAGCGGGCUUCAUCGGCAUGCGCCCGGGACCUCAAGGCAAGAAGAGUCGGAGGAGCGGAGCCAAGGUGGGAGGUGUCGGAGGCGGGCCUAAAGAGCUGAAAGACAUGAAGGCGAAGAGAAGAAAGAAGCCCGCCGGUGGAGAAGGACCAGGUCUGGGUGCUGGAGUCAGUGCAGCAAACGGAGGAGGUACAGGAGGAGGGGGCGCUAACGGUGCGAAGGCAGCAGGAGGACUUCCAGAGAGCUCCGUCACCAUGUCACCUGUGGACUCCCUGGAGUCGCCUCACUCCUUCACAGGCGACGUCUCCGGCGCCGUGUCCAGCUCUGCGAGCUCCCCUCCUCUCCUGAGCAGUCCCAGCAGCAGGCAGAUGCUGCCUCCCGUCAGCCACAUGCUGGGACAGCAGCAGAGCUGGGUGAGGAUGCCCAAGCACGCCGGCUACAACGGCCCCAUGUUCGGCAUCGUCCCGCCCCAGAUGAGGGGAUCRCACCCCGGCAUGACCCAGCACCUGGGCCAGAGCCCCAUGAUGACUCCCAUGAACGUCAGCAUGAGCCGGGAGCAGCUGCCGUCCAUCGUCACCUUCCACAUGAUGAGUCCCGCAGCCGGCCAGGCCAUGCUGAAGCAGUCGCAGCCAGGUCMGGUGCAGGUCACGCAGUCCCAGGGGCAGAACCAGAGUUUGGGCCACCCCCAGCAGGGACAGGGGCACCUGCACUGCAGCCCGGGGAUGAUUUACCAGCUGUCGGAGCCAAUGGGCAUGGCCCACACUCUGCAGCCCCCGCACACCGCCGCCCACGGCAGCCACGGAGGGAUGGAGGGUCAGUCUCGACCGCUGCAGUCCUACCCAACCAUGCAGAGCCCCGUGGAUAAAUACCCCACGCCCCCCUCCCAGCACAGCUACACCCUGUCUGGUUCWGACGGCACCACCCCGGCCCACUCCAACCACCCGCCGAGCGAGCACCCUUAUCUCACCCCUUCACCCGAAUCCCCGGACCCCUGGUCCUCCUCUUCACCUCACUCCAACUCAGACUGGUCCGACGUCACCACCAGCCCCACCCCCCUGGGGAACACCACCACGCACUGCCGUCGUCGCACCGCACACACAUUUCGGAGCAGGCGCAGAUGCAGCCACAGCUGCAGCCGCAGUCGCAGCCGAUGCAGCAGGCGUCUCAGCAGCCUCAGCUGGGGAACAUGCAGGUGUUCGCAUGAAGCUGCCGGGAGACUGACUGUAAGCUUCUGUGUAACUAAACAACACAGAAACAAAGACUCCUUUUUUUUACUUUAUUUCUUCAUAUAUUAAUCAGAUUUUUGUUCAAAAUUAUUUUCUGUCUUACAGCUGAAAAAACUGUAUAUAUAUUUUUCACGUUACUGAUUACUGUCCGCUAAAAGCUUGGAGGUAGCUGUCACAAGCUCUAAAAAUCCCAGUCAGGCUGCCUCAGAUCUCUGCAGACUCAGCCGAGACGUUCCUCAUCAGUCAAACUUCCCUCAACGUAACAUCGUUAUGAAACUGUCGCGGCAGAAAAAACAGACUAAAUAGAGCCGCUGAGGCAGGACUGCAGAUCUGAACACUGACACCGUCUGCUCUGGACGUCAUCGCUUCCUGUUUGUUACUCACUUUCCUGACAUGUCCUUUGUUGUAAUGAACCUGACAGUACAAACUCCUGGUUAAUAAUAACAAUAAUAAUAAUAAUCACUUUUUAAUUUAACAAGUCACUUUUUUUUUAAUUGUCAAAGAAAAUGUUCCACAGAUGGGUGAGUGUGCAUAGCAGAGCUGGAGAGAGAGGUCUGGKUUUCUCUCCUGAACCGGUUGUCUCUGUGACCCAACCACAGAUGAGAGGGAGAAGAUGGAGAACUCUCCUCUUGUUUUUUUUCACAUGUUUAUUGUUUAAUACAAAGACUAUUGAAUGCUAUGUAAAACACAACACAUGCUGUCAUACUUUGGUACUUUCCAAUUCGUCUCCAGACUUGAAAAACAGGUUUUACGUUCRUGCCACUAAUGCAGUCGGUACAUGGCCUGACGUCUACGCGCCUUUCAAACCAAGCCGAGGCGUGUCAGUGGUUUGUUUUUUCUGUUCUUGGUACCACUAUUUUUAAAUCAGCUGUGGAGAGGUUACUGCAAACACUUUGUGAAAAAGUGCACAUUAGUUUUGUUACCGUUCUGUCACCAGGUUGAUGUUGUGUAAUGAAAUGUAUAUACACAUAAAGCAGAUUCUGCUCRUUUUAGUUGAGCUUCAUUUGGUUUAGACUUCCUGAUUUUUUUUGUUUCUGUUUUGUAUAAAAACUGUCCUGCACUUCCUGAAUGAUUUUGAAUGUUACAGAGGUUUUUAACCGUUAAACCGACUUGUCUUCCAAAAACAUCUAACCUGCUUUAUAGCUACAGCCAGUUUAGGGCUUUAUAAUCGUCUUAAUUCAGUCAUGUCUGAAGCUAAGUAGAAAUGUGUUUUUUGUGUUUUGAUGUUGAGCAUUGCAUCAACUACUUUUUAAAUACAGACAAUCRGUAUGUGUUGACAGCUGGAGAACAUCGGUAUCUGUAAGACCAAACUUUUUUGUGUUAAGCCAAAAAUGUUCAUUGUUUUGCUAAACUCUUGAGAUUAUUUAAAAACAGACACACAGCACUCCAACCUUGUCUGAAAGGAUGAACCAAAUGUUUAUGUUUGGCCUUUUUUUUUUCAAUAUUCUCUGCCCCGUGUUUAUAUUCUGUGUAUAAAUGUAUUUUUUUAUGUUCAUUCUUUCCUAUGUUAACCAAAAAGCUUAUAAUAUCCAUGCAAUAUGAAGUAGUUUUUUUAUGUUUGUAUAAGGUAGCGAUGAGGCCGAUUACAAAAAUUGUUUAAAACGGUGAUCAACCAAAUGUUUACUGAAAUAAAACUCAAAUCUUCACAGA